CGAAGAGACAAAUCAAUUUCAUUCAAAAAUUUCAAGCAUUUUCCUCUUAAUUCUUGUUUAUCCACUAAUAUUCUACUUGCUACUGGAGAUAAUGGUCGAUAAUCUGCAUCGAGCGAUUCAAGACAUCAACAUCAUAGCGGAAGACUCCUCUUUCAUUCUUCCAGCAGAGGUGGUGGCGGCGAACCAAUUUGUCAUCAUUGAUGGUCUAGUGAUUCCGCAGAUAAAAGUCUAUGAUCGUUUGUGGCUAAAUCUCCUCAGAAUCUGGGGAUUGGUGGGCAAUGCUCAUGGCAGGAUCAUCGAAUGCAAACAAUUCCAAUUUGUGUUCUCAUACAAGAAGGCAUUAGAGUGGAUGAUCAAGCCCAAGAAAAGUGUGACAAUUUGGAGCCAGAUGAUGAAAUUCGUGAGGAGGAACAAGAGA
Molecule: messenger RNA, 418 nt
Organism: Thlaspi arvense
Lineage: Eukaryota; Viridiplantae; Streptophyta; Magnoliopsida; Brassicales; Brassicaceae
Source: the annotation of a GenBank genome assembly